AUGGAUUGGUUUUCAUGGUUAUCAAAAACCACUCUUGACCCUUCACUCAUCUAUGACUAUGGCCUCAUCUUUGCACGCAACGAGCUUCAAUUACAAGAUGCAACUUAUUUCAACCAUGAGUUUCUUCAAAGCAUGGGAAUCUCAAUCGCCAAACAUAGGUUAGAGAUUCUCAAACUUGUCAAAAAAGACCAACAUCUAGACUCACUACAACAACAACAACCACUACCUAGGAAUCUCUCAAGUGUCAUCAAAAAGUGUCUCAAAAAAUGCUUGAGCAAGUUUGUUUCUCGCGACGACAACGAUGUUAAGAGAAACACAAACACGGUUUUAUCGACGGUUUUACGCGAACCAAAUUGUUAUCAAGGGAAAAAGUGGAAAGGAGAGAAUGAGAAGCCAGUUUCAAUGUGCAGAAGCAGAACAAUGCCAUAUUCAGGGCCAUUAGACGGAAGUAUGCAUGAGAGAAAAUUUGUGAACAAUAAAGCAUUGAAGUUAUCUGGGCCUAUUGAUGGAAGAAUGAUGAAUGAGAGAAUGGUGUAUACCAAUAGAAGCCCAUUGAGAACUAGGCCCAUUGAUGGGAGAUUUACAGGAACAGUUAAAAGCCCAAGAGUUUCUGGGCCUUUUGAUGCAAAGAUGUUGUUUGAGAUCAAUAGAAGCCCAACAAUUACAAGGGCUUCUGUUGAAACUGAUAGCCCAAUGGGUUAUUGUAGUCCAUAUAAUAAGCCCAAAGAUGAGUUUGAUUUGGAUGAUGAACAUAAACUUUGGCCUACACUCUUUGAUCUUAACCCAACUUGA
Molecule: messenger RNA, 792 nt
Organism: Lathyrus sativus (Indian pea)
Lineage: Eukaryota; Viridiplantae; Streptophyta; Magnoliopsida; Fabales; Fabaceae
Source: the annotation of a GenBank genome assembly